GAUCGCAUCAUGUUCCUUGGUGUGCCGUUGGCGCACACGAAUACACCAGACCUUGUCCUGGCACAUCCACUGCGUAAACUCACGAAUUCAUUUUUCGGCAUGAAGAAAAUUUUGGACAGGCCCACAACACCUCAUCGGGUGAAGGCUCUUCUUUUCGACAGUUACAUUUCAUCCAAAUGGGCAUGGUGUGCGGCGGUGGUCUGGCCAACCACCAGAUCGUUGAAGGCCCUGGAGGGAUUGAAGAAUUCGUUAUUGACAGAGCAGCGUGGCAGAGCAUGCUACCUCGGUGGCUGGCUCGAUGGAAUGUCCUGGAGAGCAAACAGCCGCAUGGGGCUCACCUUUUGGGCCACGCACGAAGUAGGCUCGUCGGUGGCAUGUGUGUAUUGCUUUCGCUCCAAGCAGAGGGCACAGGAUGCCUCCGUGAUGCAUGUCCGCGUGCAGGGGGGCGACAUGCAUGCAAGUGCAUUGUCGAUACUUCUGGUCGUUUGUGACCUCCUGGAAAUGCAGCAGCAGGUUGAACCAUUAACCCAGGCCGCGGUAGUCCUCCCCCGCCGCCACCUCCUGAAACACAUUCUUGAAGGAUCUAGGGACGGACAGGACGUGGACGCGGCCCGGUUCACCAGGCUGUGCUACGAGGUGGACCUCAUGAAGCGCCUCUCCCUCACGCCGAAGAAGUGGCCCGAGAGGGUGGUGACGAAGUUUGUCCAACACUGGUCGCCGGAGACAUCCUUCACAACGGUUUCCAUCCUGGACAACGUGCUGACCCCCCCACACUACGACAGCAAGAACUCGGAAGUCCCGGGGAUGCUCACCGUCAUCACGCAGGAGUUUGUUGGAGGUGAGUUGUGGUUGGCCCACGAGCGCGGGGACACCAAGAGCAUCCUGCAUGGCACCUGCGAAUGGCAGGGGGACCGAGUGGCACUGUCGGCCUACUCCACACCCAACGUGGAAGAGAACUUGGGGGGCGACAGGUUAGUCAAACUGGCGGCCUUGGGCUUUCGCCCUCCCUCAGCAGAGCUGGAGGAGCACUUCAAGUUCGAGAUCUGGGGGGCCACGACGGUGAGGCAGCUGCGGAUGCAUCCACGGCUGGUCUGGCCGGCUGGCCGACUGCUGAGAGGUCCCUCGAGGGAUAUUGACUUGGAUCCGGAAGCAAAUGAGGAGAUCGGCACCUGCCCCGACACGGUGCUGAUUGACUCAGACACAGACUCCGACAUCAUCAGCAUCUUUAUGGGUGGUGCAAGUCCGCAACCGGACCUGUGGGAUUGCAUCCUUUCAGAUCCCGAAACAUGCGAUUUUGACGUUUGA
This is a messenger RNA of Symbiodinium necroappetens, 1305 nucleotides long. Lineage: Eukaryota; Dinophyceae; Suessiales; Symbiodiniaceae. The record is from the annotation of a GenBank genome assembly.